Parasteatoda tepidariorum (common house spider) is the source of this 790-nucleotide messenger RNA. RefSeq names its product calcium-binding protein E63-1. NCBI's taxonomy places the organism in Eukaryota, Metazoa, Arthropoda, Arachnida, Araneae, Theridiidae. Gene Ontology annotation, cellular component: myosin II complex. Gene Ontology annotation, molecular function: calcium ion binding. The record is from RefSeq and is a predicted model, not a curated record.
GUCCCUUAAACGGAAAUGAUAGUUAUUAAUGAUGUCAAUAGAAAAUAUCCCAUUUUUUACAGAUAUUUUAUAACUAGAAGAAAUAUUGGGCCCCAUCGUCGAAAAGUGUGUUUUUGUAGUAGCAGCAUUCUGGAGCGAGCAUUCAGAAGAUUGUUCCACAGAGAAGGAUCGCGGACGGAUCAUUCUCGGCCCAAUUUGACUACUAGUCAAAUAACAGAGUUGAAGGCUGCUUUCGCAAUGUUAGACCGAAAUCAAGAUGGCCGCAUCAAUGAAACAGAAUUAAAAAGUAUGCUGGAAAAAUUAGGAAUCAGUCUGACUGAUGAAAUGAUUGCUAAGCUUAUCGAGGAGGCCAGCAAGACUGGUCAAAGGUUAUUAAAUGAAGAAGAAUUUUUUUCUUGGAUGUCCCACCACGAUGUGAAAGAAGAUGCAAUGGCUGAUCUAAUGGCCGCUUUCAAAGUAUUCGAUAAAGACGGAAAUGGUUAUAUUUCGAAGGAUGAACUGAAAACAGCUAUGGACACAAUAGGCGAGCCCAUGUCAGAAGGUCAGCUAGAUAUAAUGAUUAAAGAGACAGAUACCGACAACGACGGAAAAAUCAACUAUGAAGAGUUCGUCCAGAUGAUGCUUUAGUACAGGAUCAUUAUAAUUGAAUUUCAAGUUGUUCCAGACUACUUGUGGCGUCAAAUGAAACUUGAUUGUGAUAACUAGAUAUUGUAAAUAUGUUUUUGUUGUAGAUACUAAUGUUAUGUCAGUCAGUUUAUUUACUUUAAAAAAUAAAGUGUCCCUGUAACAA